Molecule: messenger RNA, 759 nt
Organism: Cadophora gregata
Lineage: Eukaryota; Fungi; Ascomycota; Leotiomycetes; Helotiales; Ploettnerulaceae
Exons: 2
Coding region: 1-759 (252 amino acids)
Source: RefSeq, a predicted model, not a curated record
AUGUAUUGUGGUGGACACAGCCACCGCGGGCGUUCCCACAGCCACCUUGCCUUCAUUUCAUAUCUCGCGAUCGCUUCGUUCCUCAUUGAACUUUUCGACCCACGUCCGGCUUUUAAGAAAUCCAGGGACUAUGGAAAUUCUCAAUUACCUCCGGACGAAACCCCAGCAGUGGCAGCUUCUCCAACUAGGACCGAUGCAGAAUCUGAGGCUUGGUCAACAGAGUCCGAAGAGUCAGCGAAUCCCCAGCCUCGUUAUGCGAGUUACAAGCAAUAUCUUGAUGAGAAUGUGGCGGAUUGGCCUGAGUUGAAGUGGAUGCAGAUUUUCAUGAACACUCCCAGCGGGGAUCCCGAUGAUACUAGGGUAACGGUUAUCGAUUCUAUUGAUGGCGCCUUUCAUUGCCAAGCUGUACCUAUUACUGAACCUAGCAAUUUCUCGAGAGUGCUUGAAUCUCGAGGUCCUGAGGUGAAGACUCGAAUUAUCCGCGUGGACUAUGAGGCAAGUCUCUGCAUUGAUCGGAGUGUGGUGGAUACGCUGGGCAAGACUUUCGACAUCGACCCUUUGGUUUUUCAAGAGCACUUCUGCCACGAAAACUUGCAUUGCGAUCAUGGAUAUUCGGCUCGACUUCAUGAAUCGAUCCCAAAGCAUCGAGUCGCGCAUUUGGCUUCUCAGUAUCGGACAAGCUCCGGCAUCAACUUGCACGUCGCCUUCCACAGUUUCACAGCUUGCGUAAUGCUCUGUAAUGCUGAAAGGUCACAUUGA